AUGCAAAGCGCCAUCGACGCUUCUUAUUCGUCCAGCUAUGCGGGUGAAACCGCGGCGCAGUUGGCAGCGUUGCGUGGAGACGUUGCCGCAUUGGUUGCCGAGGUUGGACAGCUGCAGGGUGUGGCCAAAGGUGGUGCGGAGGUGACCGCCGAUGAAAGCCGAGCAGUGCUGAACCAGGUGGCCGCGCUCCGCGGUGAGAUGUCCUCGCUGUUGGCAUCGCAGAAGCAACGAGGGGAGGCCUCAGCGGAGCCCGCGAAGAGUGAGGAGUUGAACGCUGCGGUGGCGCAGUUGGGGAACUUGUGCGAGUGGACGCUGAAGUACUGCCAAGAAGCCGCAGGUGGACAGGCAUCUUUGGCCUCACGGCUGACGGAGCUGCAGGAGGCGGAAGAUCGCACGUCGGAUGGAGCUGCAACGUGGCGAGCGGCUCGAUAG
Symbiodinium natans is the source of this 432-nucleotide messenger RNA. The record is from the annotation of a GenBank genome assembly. NCBI's taxonomy places the organism in Eukaryota, Dinophyceae, Suessiales, Symbiodiniaceae.